AUGGGUAAAAAACAGCUACCAGCUACUACUUUUGAUUUAUCCAAGCUGUCAAACCCAACUGUGAAGGAGGGUAAACCAGCAGUAGUUAUUCCAGAUGAUUUCUAUAAUGAGGGUUGCGAACUCUGGAAGUUCAGCCUCAUAGGACGUUUAGAUUUGAAGGGGAUUACCUUUCAAGACGUGAAAAACAGCUUUGAACAACAAUGGCAGUUAGAGCAAGGUCGUGUACAAUUUGUUCCCAUGAAUAGAGGUUUCUUUAUUAUCAAGUUGCAAUCUCAUAAAGACAAAGAUAAGUUACUCAACGUUGAAGCCUGGUCUUUUUAUCAACUAAAACUCAAUCUCAUGGAAUGGUUUCCAGGGUUUGAUGCUGAUAAACAUAAAAAUUCACAUGCUACUGUAUGGGUGAAGUUUCCUAGUUUUCCUAUGGAGUUUUGGAUUGAGAAGACCCUGUUGGCGUUAGGUAAAACACUUGGUACUCCCAUUGUGGUGGAUCAGCGCACUCUUGCUCAUGAAUAUGGCCAUUUCGCUUCAGUUUUGAUAGAUAUCAAUUUUGCUGAAUUAAACACUGAUGUUAUUCAUGUUACGGUUGGGGGUUUGGAUUUCUGGAAGAAUUUUGAAAUCCAAAAGAAACCUAAAUUAUGUUGUAAGUGCAAGCUAAUAGGGCACUCUGAUUCGGAGUGUCGUAAGAAAACUAAGAACAAUGCUAACAACUUGCAAUCUCAGAUUUCUUCUCAAUGUCAAAAACCGCAGGGGAAUAAUGCUACUAAUGAGAGUGGUAAUGCUGCUAAUGGUGGCAGUGAAUGGUAA
Papaver somniferum (opium poppy) is the source of this 804-nucleotide messenger RNA. RefSeq lists its product as uncharacterized. NCBI's taxonomy places the organism in Eukaryota, Viridiplantae, Streptophyta, Magnoliopsida, Ranunculales, Papaveraceae. The coding region runs from base 1 to 804 and encodes 267 amino acids. The record is from RefSeq and is a predicted model, not a curated record. The transcript has a single exon.